Gilbertella persicaria is the source of this 462-nucleotide messenger RNA. RefSeq lists its product as uncharacterized. The coding region runs from base 1 to 462 and encodes 153 amino acids. The record is from RefSeq and is a predicted model, not a curated record. NCBI's taxonomy places the organism in Eukaryota, Fungi, Mucoromycota, Mucoromycetes, Mucorales, Choanephoraceae. The transcript is spliced from 3 exons.
AUGAGACAGCAGUUUCAAAAACAAGAAGCAACUAAAAAACAUCAAGAAGGCCCAUACGAGUUUUUAAAUCGAUUUUAUUCUAGAUUUUCAACUUCAUUUAUGCUAGAAAACAAAGCUGCAGUAGCCAGAGAUCAUUUAGCCAAUGAACGAACGUUUCUUGCAUGGUUAAGAACCUCCUUGUCUUUGAUUACAGUAGGUGUUGCUAUCACUCAAUUGUAUCAUCUUGCUCCUGCUACAGGCAAUACAGUAGGACAUGCAAAAGCAGGAAAAGCAUUGGGCAGCGCAUUUGUCGUGUUUAGUAUUGUUUUUCUCUAUUUUGCAAAUGCCAGAUACUUUCAUACGCAGGUUGCAAUGACAAAAGGACAAUUCCCCGCCAGUCGAGGUGCUGUUGUAUUUGGAUCUACAUGUAUUUUGGCUGUCUUAAUAGCCAUGUUUGUCGUUAUUCUUUUAGAUAUAAACUAA